AUGGUCCGUCUAUACAAUUCUGUUCUGCUUCUCAGCCUUCUAGGCAUGGGCCUCGCCGUUGCAGCUCCCCAAUUCGACCAGGAGGCUGAGCUGCGCAAGUCAGAAUGUGAUAAUGGCUGCUUCUUUGGUAGCUUCCCAGGCGGCUCGUGCACGGAUGAUGCAGCAUGUAUGUGUACACAGCAAAAGUAUCGCGAAGCCUACUUCUGCUGUAUGGCCGAGAAAUGUGAUUCUGAUGUAAUGCCAGAAUCCAUCGAGCGGCAGCAUACCGAGUGUAGUGCUAGGAACCUUGAUUUCAGCUUUGACGCCGAGAAAGUCUGUGGCAUCAAGUUGACAACCACUGCUACUUCUACUUCCUCAGCGACUGUGACUGCUAAAACGACUAGUGUCAAACAUGAAUCUCUGGCAACAACGGCCUCUGCCUCUAUAACCUCAACCAGGGAAACCACCACAGUGCCCGAGAACGUUCAGAGUACAGAGAGCACAGAGAGCACCGCGCAGACAUCAACUACAGCAAGCGCAAUUCCAGUGACGGAUAGCGCAGCGCAGUUGAGAGCCGCCAUGGACAUUGGUUUCACUCUAGUUGUGGUCUCCGGAUUACUGCUUAUUUAA
Molecule: messenger RNA, 609 nt
Organism: Fusarium sp. VM40
Lineage: Eukaryota; Fungi; Ascomycota; Sordariomycetes; Hypocreales; Nectriaceae
Source: the annotation of a GenBank genome assembly